AUGGCGGUCGGUGUAUACUCGUUUCCAUUGCUCAAGCCACGCGAGAUCUUUGCAUGUUUAGGAGAAAUGCGCGUACUCGUAUCCGAGGAAGAUAUACGCGCUUGUGAUCCAGCUGCCGUACGCACAGUACUCGAAGCGUUUAUUGAGAAUACCAUGGGCGUGACACGCGAGGAUAUGGCACAGAUUGCAUUCCCAGGUCUAUCAACCUUAAGCUUCCCUGAAAUCCACGCCGAGUCGAUUCCAGAGCUUAUUUUCUAUCGUAAAGCUCAAAUGUUGUUAGCGGCUUGUGGUGUCGAUGACUUUGGACUGCGUGAUGUCUUGCACCCGACUCCCAAGCGCGUCCGACGACAGCUCAGUGCACUUAUUAACUUUGCCAAGUUUCGAGAGGAGCGAUUGGCGGCAUUUAGUGAUGUCACAGGGCAAACAGAUGAGCUAAUGGAUCAAGCAAAAGGAUUGCGUGAAGAGAGUGCGAUGUUGCAACGAGAAUUGGACCAGCUAUUGGAAGAACAAAAGGCUGAGGAACCGGCACGACAACAGCUGCAAAUGGAAGUUACGGAAUUACAGAAAGAAAUUAAUGUACUGAACAGGCAGCAAGCAGUGAUGCAUCAUGAGAAGGAUGAAAAGCGGGAUAAACGAAAAGAGAUGGAGGACAUUGUGGCGUCUGCGAGGUUUAACAGGAUUGAAGCAGAGGCGGAAAUUGAAAGACUCAAGGCGCAGAUUGUUACGUCACCUGAUCGGGUCAAAGGAGAGCUUGCAGCAAUUGCAGAAACGGUGGAAAAGGCCAAGGACGAUGUGCAUGUGCUGGAAGAGAAACGCAGCGUUGUACUGGGAUUCAUUGACGUGUAUGAGAGAGCGGAGAAGGAACUGGCAAGGACGUUUACACUGUUGGAUGAAAUUGAGCAGGAGAUGGAAGCGUGCAAGGAAGCCAAAACUCAGGUCAAAAACGCUCGUACGCGUAUCCAUGAGCUUAAAGUUCUUACUUUGGAGACAAACACUCGACGACAACGGCUGGAGAAAAUCGUCGAGCUGAAAAGACGAGACCUUUGGAGGUUUAUUGAAGAAGCACGAACGGCAGAAGAAGCUGCUUCUAAAGCACUUCAAAUUGCUCGUGAUAAGCUCAAGAAGCUCGAGUUUGUACACUUAGAAGUCCGCCAGCGCAUUGUCCAGAACACAGAUGCCAGUCGCAAGGUGGAGCUCAAUAUGAGAGAGAUGGAAGCCCAGUAUGAGAAAGAGCUCAAGAAUUUGGAGCAGAUGUACGCACGUCUUCAGCAAGCCGCAAACUACUACAAUGAGCAGGUGCUCAAGGCAAUUCAGUCAGGUUCUUAG
Messenger RNA from Peronospora belbahrii, 1326 nucleotides. NCBI's taxonomy places the organism in Eukaryota, Oomycota, Peronosporomycetes, Peronosporales, Peronosporaceae. The record is from the annotation of a GenBank genome assembly.